AUGUCUUUAACUCCCUAUGUCAAACGGGAAAUUACACCAUACGUCAGACAAAUACGAACAUCACCGCUCAGUAUACAAAACUUAGACACAUCGUAUACGAAUCAACAAUCUUCUCCACCUGUUAUCGUGUUAAAUAUUGAAGAUGCAAGAAAAAUUCCAUCGAGAGCAACAGUUUCACCAUGUUGUUUAAAAUUACUCGUGGGUAUUAUUGCUGGUUUGCUUCUAUUAGCAGCUAUUCUUGUACCAGUUCUAGUAACAGUUCUCACAACAACAACAACAACAACGACAACAACAACAACUACUACAACUACAACCACAACAACAACAACGACAACAACUACUACAACUACAACCACAACGACAACGACUACUACCUCAACAACGACUAGCACAUCGACAACAACAACUACUGCUGUUCCAGGUUAA
This is a messenger RNA of Adineta ricciae, 426 nucleotides long. The record is from the annotation of a GenBank genome assembly. Lineage: Eukaryota; Metazoa; Rotifera; Eurotatoria; Adinetida; Adinetidae.